ACGAGAUACACUUGACAGCUCCUGGUUCCGUUCAUGGAAUGUAUUGUCCUUCAUUCCUCGGCAUUACUCCGCGACGAGCCUACACCCACUUUGCCGCUAUGUCUCCCAAGGUCUUGAAGCCUCGUAGAGGGAAAGCGCCACCAGUUGAAUUCUCUCAGCCAGAGUACUAUUUCGAGGACGGUCUCCGCAAGGUCAGGCCGUAUACGCAGACAUAUCUAGCCCAUGCGAAGCAGCGCUGGGUUAGUCGCACAGUGCCUGAAGUCUUUGCCUCAGAGAUGCCUCGCAGGUGUACAGAAAAUAUGAUUAUCGAAGCCAUGAAGCGAGGCGACAUUCUCGUUAAUGAUGCUGUUGUAUCACCAGAUUAUAUUCUGAAGGGCGGCGAGAGUCUCUGCUCCCUAAAUUGCCAUCGUCAUGAACCUCCCAUACCUGACACGCCUAUUCAUGUGUUGGAGCAGACGAAAGACUAUGUCGUCUUUGACAAACCUCACGGGAUCACCGUUCACCCUAACGAACUCAAUUUCCACAACACCGCAUUGGAAAUCCUGCGGCGAGACCACGACAUUCCCACCUAUAUGCAUGCCAUAAACCGUUUAGACGCCGUAACUUCAGGAGUGGUCAUCUUCGCAAACGUCGCGGAUCCAACUGUCCGAGAACGGUUUCAGCCGCCAAAUGUAGACUCUGCAGCGGGAUCAGAUUCACUUGUACAGAAAGAGUACGUUUGUAGAGUCGUCGGCGAAUUCCCAAUAGACCCUAUCGUUGUCAGAGAACCUAUCCUUCAGAGUGCAGGGAAAGUCAGGGUAGAUUCCACUGGAAAGCCGUCAGAGACACGGUUCGUUAGGAAGUGGUAUGAUCCUGCAUCGAAUACCAGCCUGGUCUCUUGCUACCUCACAACAGGGAGACAACACCAGAUCCGGCUGCAUGUGGCACAUCUACAACACCCAAUUGUAAACGACAGACUAUACAACCCGGACUACAUGAAAGACUGGGCACCCAUGAACUCAUCGCUGACAGUCAACGGCGAAACACGGUUCUAUCCUGCAGACAUCCCGCCAGAGAAGCAGCCUUAUAUGCCAUACUAUUUGAACCCUGAGACGCCAUGUCACAAGUGUAAAGAGGAACUGGAAGGCAGUAAUACACCCAACCCAAGCAAUAUGAAGAUAUGGCUGAGAGCUAUCAGGUAUCAAGGACCCGACUGGAAGUUUGAGGUAGACACGCCAGACUGGGCAGAUCCAAGAAUCAUUGAAUAAAACG
Molecule: messenger RNA, 1251 nt
Organism: Gamsiella multidivaricata
Lineage: Eukaryota; Fungi; Mortierellomycota; Mortierellomycetes; Mortierellales; Mortierellaceae
Product: pseudouridine synthase
Exons: 5
Coding region: 39-1247 (402 amino acids)
Biological process (GO): pseudouridine synthesis
Molecular function (GO): pseudouridine synthase activity; RNA binding
Source: RefSeq, a predicted model, not a curated record